AUGGCGGGAACAACGCCGACAUUGGAGGCAGCAAGGCACUUGUGUCAAGAGGCGCGAGUUGUGCUGACAUCUCUUCGUGGAGGACCUCCCAAUGUUGCACGGGGAGAUUUGGCACAAGAUUUGAUGGAUGUCCGAGCUUUGGUCAACCGUCUGUUGCUAAACUCGACCUCGGAAACUUCUGCAACAGUCGCGACAACGAUAGAUACCACCAAUGAUGCUUCUGGUAGUACCAUGACGACGACGGCACAAAAUGAACAGCAAGCUGCUACAGGAGAUGAGGAAGACGGAGAUGCCGUCUUGGUCCAAUCUCCAGGUCGCAUAUCCGCAUCCCUGCUUCCCACCAAUGAAGAUGUUGGACCUUGUGCUCGUCCGUUCUUGGCUGUAGUCAUGGAUCCACGAGCAGCGGGUCCUCACACGCUAGUGGCUCUAAGAUCUUUGCACAGACUCUUGGAAAAAGGCAGUCUGGUUCCAAAUGCGAAACACUGUUACAAGGUGGGACUCGAACCUCUUACGAAGGGAGUCUUGAAUUGCAAAUUCGAACAGACGGAUGCGGGAGCAGACGAGGCAGUCGAAAUGGCAAUUGCUGAUCUGUUAGCACUCAUGGUACAGAUUGACCGAAGGGCGAUUCGAAAUGAAACGCUGAUGGAUGCUUUCAAUACAGUUUUUGUCACAAGAAAUACGUUUGUGCAUUCACCUGCUCUAUGUUAUCAUUUUGAGGACGUGCUGACGACCAUGCUUCAGGUAGUAUUUGAGGAUUUGGAUACUCUAUGUGAUCCGGCUGGGAAACUGAUUUUGGAACUCUUGGUGAAUCAAUUAUUGCACACACCCUUUGUGGGUGGAGAUGACGAAGCUUCGAGAGAAGCACAAAUGGCUCACGAUGCCACGCGAGUCUUGUGCCUCAGACUGACACGAACGGCACUGCGGACAGGGUUUUCGACAAUGGAAAGUGACAAGCUGGUAGCAGCCUUGGCCAAAUUUGACGAGUCGGGUACCGACAAUGAUCGGAGUCUGUUGCAUAUUAUUCAAGAUGACUUGUGUCUCGCACUCUUAAUGACUGGGCAAGCAAUAUGGGCCUUUGAAGGCAAUAACAAUAUCAGUCCUGGCUUUAUCAGUUUGGAGGUGCUCUCAGAAAUCUGUUCGACCCUAUCCACGCUCUGGACUAGCGUCAACCUUCGAAAGUAUUUGGUUGUCCAAUUCGAAUCCAUAUUUACAGGCUUCUUCCAACGAGCCCUUGUGUUGCUCAGACAAAGGCAGAUCCCAAUUGACUCGAUUUCCUUCCAUGCGAAUAUUAUCUUUGACGCGAGCACAGAAAUUAUACUGGAGUGCCUGGUGGAUAUCAUGACAUUGCAUGAUCACAGUCAGACUGUUGCGCAAGGGAAUGGAGGAUCACUGGAAAGUCUAUUCGCCACAUAUGAUUGUAAUAUGAGGCGGUCCGACGCAGCAGCAGGGUUGAUGAUUGAACUCUGCCGAUGCUGUGGUUCCAAGGUAGACGAAGAAGGUGAAAUCAUAUACACUCCACUCUCUGACGAAGCCGGUUCCGUCCCCGACGAUACAACAAUGGCUGCGCCACCCGCAGUUGAUGCUCCAGGUGCCAGCGAGUCGGGCGAUGGCAUGGCGACUACCCCUGGCUUGCGACAAAUACCUCCUCAUCUCAAAGAACUUUGUGCCGAAGUCAUCAUUGGUGGUAUGAAGUGCAUGUUCAACGAUGAUCAUCCAACUGAAGAAACGAAGCUGGAACGACGAGCGAGGCAAUCUAUCUUUGAAGGCCAACCCAAAGUUAUGCCAUCACCACAGUCAAUAUCCGACCUUAGCCGGGCACAGUCGGUACAUUUGUUGCGCAGUAUCAAAUCCAAGAAGAGACUGAUGAGAAAAGCGGCGCACUUGUUCAACAAGAAAGCUAGCAAAGGGAUCGAAUUCCUUGCCAACUCAGGUGUGAUUCCCGAUCCAGUGACACCUCGCAGCGUCGCUUCCUUUUUGCGGAAUGGAAUUGUUGUAGGACUGGACAAAAAGGCUGUGGGAGCCUACUUGGGAGAAAUGGGCAAGUCGCCGGUCGCUGGAAAGUCACCGCCCAACUGGGAGAGAGAUUUUUUCCACAAAGAAGUGCUGGAGACGUACUGUUCAUUGUUUCGAUUCGAAAAUCAAUCUCUGCUAGACGGGCUUCGCAUGUUUCUCGCUUGUUUCCGCCUACCUGGAGAAGCACAGCAAAUUGACAGAAUAUUGCAAGCGUUUUCCGAUUCUUGCAGUCGGCUAUGCGAAGAGGGUGGGAAGCAGUUGUUUUCCGAAGACCCCAAGCGUGCUAGUGACGCUGCCUAUCUACUUUCGUUCAGUAUCAUCAUGCUCAACACCGAUCAACACAAUGAUAACAUUCGUGAAGACCGCAAGAUGACAAAAAAUGAUUUCAUCAAGAACAAUGCAGACUAUGGCCGGGACAUCACAGAUCCCGGAAAGGAGCUCCCGAAAGAAUACUUGAGUGCAAUAUAUGACAGCAUCCGUGAAGAAGAAAUCCGAACAGAGGGUGAAGGUGCCGAUGGUUCCAUGACAGUGGAAAGGUGGAAGGAUGUGCUUCGAGGGUCUGUCAACGAUGAAGAAGAUGAGGAUAGGCUUCCCACUAUUCACGACGCUGAGGAUUUGACUGAGUUGGUUUUGGAGCAUGUUUGGAUGCCAAUCAUGUCGGCAAUCAGUGCUUUGUGGGGUGUCAAACAGAUUGUAGUCGAUUCAAAUGGUAUGCCUACUGAGAGUGGACCAAACGGUAUGCUUGCAGCUCAAGGUGCCAGGCUUGGCAUGGAUAUGGCCUACGAUAUGAUGGUUGGAGUGCGAAACCUAGGACGAACUGAUGUGUUCUUGAAGAUUUUCGACCGUGUCUGCAUAUACACUGGUUUGUUGACUUAUACAGCAAACGCGUCAGACAGAGCGCGGAAUUUCUCCAAUUCUGUCGAGGCACAGGGGGCAUUCAUCUUAGCACUUCGAAUUGCUAGGGAGACAAAUGAGGAUAUUGGUGUCGAAGGCUUCAAGAAAAUCUGGUCGAUGAUAUUUGAGCUGAGAGACUUGAAGAUGCUUGGAGGUGGUGUGUCGAAAAAGAACACUAGCAUUGUGAUGGAGAGUGAUCCAGAUCUCCUAAAGGAACGGGCACGAAAGGAGUGGAAUUCAAAAUUGGUAAACAAAGGUCGAACCCACGAACCUCAAGAAAAGCAAAACAGCGGAUUGUGGAGUGCCCUCUUUGGCACUUCAGACGAGGCAGAAGAGGAUGCUAAUGCUGCUAAUAAGCAAACGAACGGCCGUAAUUCUAUUCAUGGAAAGGAAAGCCACAUUUUGUGGGACGAUGUGGCUUCAAACAAUGAUGAGGGUGAGAGAAGUGAGGAUAGUUUUGGAUCGAAUUUAGAACCAAGCUCUGCUUCUAUCGAACCAAGCAUUGGUGCACACUUUGAGCGUCACUUGCUCCAGGAAGAUAUGCUGCUGAGCCAGCAACGCGAAAUGCUUGUGACCGGAUUAGAACGCGUCGAAGAUACACAAGCGCUUGGGAUAUCGCCCAGCGAUAGAGUCCGAAAGCGGCUCGAGAAAUGUUGUGACUAUGUCGGUCUUGUAUCCGAUAGCAGGUUCAUGGAUGAUGGCGGUUUGUACACUCUACUACAGGCGUUGGUUGAACUUUUGCCUACGAGUGACAACAUUUGCAAGUCCGAUGAUGAAGCGAAAACUCCAGAUGUAACCCCGAUCUCUCCUGCUUCGGCUGCUUUCGCUGAAGUCUUGAUUUGUGAGAUCGCUCUACGAAAUCGUGACCGACUUACCAUGCUAUGGAGCAAUGUAUUACAGGCUCACUAUUCAUCACGCCUUAGUGCGAUCGCUCACACGUAUGCCGACAACGAAGACGCUCACUGGCAGAUAUUGAGCGGUGCAAUUGAAAAGUCAAUUACAGGUUUGCUUCGGAUAUCAUGCUGCGCUGUGCAAAAGGGACAAGUCCCCAACGAAGUUUUGAGUACCUGGUCGAUCCUCGAAUCCAUAGAUAAGGGAGAGGGCAAAUUGAGCCUAAUUGACUGGUUUGAGUUGCACCUUGGUGAGGGUCUUUGGAGAAUAACUCGAUGUGUAGAUGGUGCCACCAAAUUAGAAGAAUCUGGAUGGAACGGGUUGUUCGCACUAUCUUACUGGUGCGCCGAUCGUGGACUCAGGUUGCCGCCUGUCCGAUCUAUCGUUAUCGGACGGUCUGUUGGCCUUGCUGAGGAUGACCCAUCGCUUCAGGCGUAUCGAUCUCUUCAUUUCUUGCUAAAUGCAUCAGAGGUGAAGGAUUUCGUUCCGGCAAAAGGCAUUGCUACUAUUCGCUGCCUCACUGCUGCUGGGAAUAACCGAAAUUGCCCGAAACUAAGCAUUGCAGGGCUUGACUUGCUACACAUGUUUUCAUCGCAAGGCGAUGAGGCUACGGAGGCGAACGAUUUCUGGAAACUCGUUUGGAAACCUGUUGUUGAGGGCAUGACGGAAGCCAUAGGACUCAGUGCAUAUACCAGCGUUCGACAACAUGCUCUUUCCAUGCUGACAGAUUUGUUUUUGGAAAAACAAGCUGGAUUUAUUCCAAUCUCUCAUCUCUGUGAUUCGCUUGGCCAGCUAUGUAUACCACUUGCUGGGCGUGGUAUUGUUGAGCUGAGAGAAGGUAGCAUCAAGAUUGAGAGCACUGAUGAGUUGAUGAUAGAACUCGAUCUGUGUAUCGGUCUAAUAUUCAAGCCUCUCCGACACCACCUCAAGGAUGUUGUCAGCGAAGGGGAAGAAGUUCUGCUGCUAGUAUGGAAACCCAUACUUGAUGUCUUGAAGGAUAUUCUGAAUGAUCCAACUUCCAAAGGAGCCAAAGAAGCUGGGCUUCCAGCAGAGGCGCUACAUUCCACCAACGAGCUCACAAUAGAGCAUCUGCGCAAUGUCGUUCAUGUGUUGACCGACUUUGAUAUCUUGAAGGCACAAUCACAGUCUUCGGAUGAUAUUACUCAGCUUACAUGGGACGCAAUCGAAAGCAUGCCGCCGUGUAAAGAAUUCGUGAAAGAAUGGAAGCAAGGAACAGUGUGA
Messenger RNA from Cylindrotheca closterium, 5040 nucleotides. The record is from the annotation of a GenBank genome assembly. Lineage: Eukaryota; Bacillariophyta; Bacillariophyceae; Bacillariales; Bacillariaceae.